GUGUCAUAAUUUAGAAAAUAGUGACAUGAGUAUAAAAACCUCCCUUUCUAAAAAGGUGUACUACAAGGUGGGGAUCAUAAUGUAUUAAGCCGUAAAACGAAGAAGAUACGAAGGAGAAGUUUACACUAAACAGACCACUUUUCGUGGAGUACCGUGGCUGAGAUUCUCUAUACUACUAUCACCAAAAACCAAAAGUGUACCACAUUUGUGCUCACUUUUUCAGUAUUCUUCUUUUUCUCCUUUUCCAACCUUCCACUUAACCAAAUCUAUAAGUGGGGUUUUUGGGUUGUGAAAUUAUUGAUCCAACAAUAAUAAUAUGGAUAGCGAGAAAUACUGGGAGGAAUUGAAUGUGGGUGUUAAGGUGGUGUAUAUGGCUUGUGCUUUAUGUCAAAAGGUGCAAAAAGGUUUGCUAUCUAACACAUUUGAUGAUGACCAAGUUAAGUCUAAGGAUGAUGAUUCUCUCGUUACUAUUGCAGAUUGGAGUGUGCAAGCAACUAUAAGUUGGAUCCUUUCAAAUACUUUUGGUAGCGAAAAUGUCUCCAUAGUAGCUGAAGAGGACGUUCAAACUCUUUCCAAACCUGAAUCAGCUGGUCUAUUGGGUAAAGUUGCUAGCACUGUCAAUGAAUGUUUAGCAGAAGCUUCCAGAUAUGGUCUAAAAGGUCCAGAUAAAUCCCUGGGGCCUUCAGAAAUACUGGAGGCUAUUAGUUGCUGCAAUUCAAAUGGGGGCCCUCUUGGCAGGCAUUGGGUUCUUGACCCGGUUGAUGGUACACUGGGGUUUGUGCGUGGAGAUCAAUAUGCUGUAGCUCUAGCCUUUAUUGAUAAUGGGGAGGUUGUAGUUGGAGUGCUAGGAUGUCCUAAUUAUCAUAUGAAGAGGGACAGGCAUAAUAAGCAACAGCAAAAUCAUAUUUCAUCAGAAGUUUCAGUGCCCUCACCUGAUAUGUUGGAAGAAGGAUGUGUGAUGUACACAAGAAAAGGUACUGGUGAAGCUUGGGUCCAGCCAUUGGUUUAUGGUGAUAGGAAAUAUGAAUGGCCAAAUUUUGCCAAACAAGUUCAUGUUUCUCCAAUUGAUGAUCCAGCGUUGGCAACUUUUUGUGAACCAGUUGAGAGAGCCAAUUCAAACCACUCCUAUGCAGCUGGACUUGCUUCCUCUGUUGGGCUUAGAAACAAGCCCCUCCGUGUUUAUAGCAUGGUAAAAUAUGCCGCCAUAGCACAGGGAGAUGCUGAAAUUUUCAUGAAAUUUGCGAGAGCUGGGUACAAAGAGAAGAUUUGGGACCAUGCAGCUGGUGUUCUCAUCGUACAAGAGGCUGGCGGUGUGGUUACUGAUGCAGGAGGGCGUUCACUUGAUUUCUCUAAAGGGAUAUACUUGGAAAGCCUUGAUAGGGGAAUAGUUGUUUGCUCUGGAAUUAAGCUGCAUGAGAAAUUAAUCGGAGCUGUUUAUGCCAGCUGGGAGUCCUCUAGUCUAUGAAUCUCUCGUUAUCUACUAGAAGGACAGUGACGGGUUCCUAUCUUAUUAUGUGCUCACAGGUGGUAAACAUGUGUUCUAUUCUCAUCCAAAUUUAAAUAGGUAAUCUUCACGCAAACCAACUUUGACAAAUGGAGUACAUCAUUGCAAUUACUUCAUGAGAUGCGUGUUUGCUCUGGGAAGACACAAAAUGGCGUACUGGUUUCCAAGAGACAGGCAUCUGAGGCCAAUAUCGCAGAGAAUGUUUGCUAAAAAGGCUAGUUGGUUUUCGUCGUAGCACAAAAAUCUAACUCUACUAAUGCAGAGAAGAGUUUGCUCAUCGUUCUGGAAACGUGGAGGGGGAAACUUUCAUUGCUUCAAAGACUAAGUUAAAAGUACAUGUACAUUACUCUUCUAUCCCCUUCUUGAAAAAUUUAUAACAAAGAUGCAGAAGAAGACUCUCACUGGAUUCUGAUACAAUUGGUUGACAUCUCAGUUUUAACAUUGAUUAGAAUGUCCAGUUACUAGAUUUGACUCCUGGGAAAUGUUUAAUCAUAAAAUAAUCCUUUUAUGAGUUCUAUUGACACAUUUUAAUUUUG
Molecule: messenger RNA, 2040 nt
Organism: Capsicum annuum
Lineage: Eukaryota; Viridiplantae; Streptophyta; Magnoliopsida; Solanales; Solanaceae
Product: PAP-specific phosphatase HAL2-like
Exons: 4
Coding region: 317-1465 (382 amino acids)
Biological process (GO): sulfate assimilation; phosphatidylinositol phosphate biosynthetic process
Molecular function (GO): 3'(2'),5'-bisphosphate nucleotidase activity
Source: RefSeq, a predicted model, not a curated record